Molecule: messenger RNA, 1844 nt
Organism: Synchiropus splendidus (mandarinfish)
Lineage: Eukaryota; Metazoa; Chordata; Actinopteri; Syngnathiformes; Callionymidae
Product: Kruppel-like factor 1
Exons: 3
Coding region: 66-1118 (350 amino acids)
Biological process (GO): regulation of transcription by RNA polymerase II
Molecular function (GO): RNA polymerase II cis-regulatory region sequence-specific DNA binding; DNA-binding transcription factor activity, RNA polymerase II-specific
Source: RefSeq, a predicted model, not a curated record
GCAAAGAUAAAACAGACAAAGUUAAAGUCCAUCAUUUCUCAACUGGAUAUCUGUAUAAUAGCUAAAUGGCUGUUUCCCAGGCGGUGCUUCCUUCCUUCAGCUCCUUUACAGCCGCUGACAACAAAGUGUGGAGGUCUGACACAGACCCCCCAAACGGCCAGACGUCACUUGGAGACUCUGAGCAGCUGCAGGUUUGCCAACAAGUAUCAGAUGAGCUGCUGGACAAUGACAGCCAGGCUUCAUGGGACAUCGAGUUCCUCCUCUCAGAGUGGAGCAGCUUCUCCUCUGAUGUCCACCAGAGCCAGGGCGGCCAGGAGGAGAUCCUCCCUCCGACAUAUCAGGGCGCCGAAUACCAGGAGGCGUUGUUCAAAGAGCAAGCGGCGCCCGGGUGUCCACUGAUGGACAGCGGAAUCGUCAUGGCAGAAUUGGUGUCUCCUCCCGCACCAGUCAAGGCGGAAGCGUACCAGCAGGCUCUCUGCGACCAGAUACGCCGACCUGCGUUCCAGACCGCACCGUACGCUGACCAGUUCUCACACCAGCAAGGAACCAGCUCGUGGCGACACGGCAAAGCAAAGAUCAGCUCCUGGGAAAUCGAUUCAUAUUAUGCCCAGCAGCCGCCCCCUGUGGUGACCAUCCCUGAGAGGAGGUUCCACCCGCCGUCCGCCAUGACUCCUGACGCCCAACACUACAAUUUCAAUCCAUACUUUAACCACAACUCCAACCUCUACUCAAGCUUCACCCACAGUCAGUCAGCCCACUUGCCACUGGAGCAUCAGCACCUGCUGGUUGGGCCACCAAUGCCCCCUUGUGGUGUGGAGGGGAAGCGCUGCAGGAAGACUCCUGGCAAGAAGAGACCCGCCAUUCACAGCUGUGAGUAUCCUGGCUGCAGCAAAACGUACACCAAGAGCUCGCACCUCAAAGCUCACCUCCGGACACACACAGGAGAAAAACCGUACCAGUGCUCAUGGGACGGCUGCAGCUGGAAGUUUGCACGUUCGGAUGAGCUGACGCGUCACUACCGCAAACACACAGGCCAGAAACCGUAUCAGUGCGUGCUCUGUCAGAGGGCCUUCUCCCGCUCGGACCACCUGGCUCUGCACAUGAAGAGGCACGCCUGAGGCCAUCACACACAGCACCAUCACACACGUCAUUAGCAGUAUUCUGGAGCCCACGUUUCUACAAUUCCUGUCUCAGUAAACGGAAACCAAUCAGUCACUUACAGCUCACAUUUGGUUUGACACUGUAGAGACAGGUCCCAUAUCAUUCCCAAGGAUUGGUGAAUUAAAACUCCUCUGUAGUCAUGCAAAACGGUCAUCACAACAAGUUCUUGCAUUGCUUUAUUUAACAUUCAUUUGGAAUUGAAGUUUCACGAAUCUUAACAUUGUUCGGAAGGACCUUUAUUGAACAACUGGAUUCUUAACUUUUUGACCAAAUGAUGACCAGUGAGUGUGUUUUCACUUUGCUAAUAAUAAUAAUAAUAAAAUAGAACAAUGACAGACUCAACAUGAAGCUAAGAAACUUGUGCAGUGUGUGUCCCACGUCACAAACACCAGACACACUACACGUGCAGGCUUAAACACUAACGGACCACAGGUGUGUUCAAGGGACAAAAUGAUUGUUUCUAAUCCCGUAAAUGUCACCGUAGCAUAUUUUUAAAGACUCAGGGUUUUACUUUAAUGUGUGUGUUUAAUUUAAUAUUCCCUGUGUGUCAUGAUUGUAAGCCUUAUUUGUUCAUAUCUUAACGCUUCAUGUCAAGUGAAUUGCUGUACAGUAGUGUUGACUUGUGUAGGUAGAAAUGAUGUUUUUUUGUUUGUUUGUUUUUUCAGCACUACUAAAAUGUUGAA